This is a messenger RNA of Parascedosporium putredinis, 1218 nucleotides long. The record is from the annotation of a GenBank genome assembly. Lineage: Eukaryota; Fungi; Ascomycota; Sordariomycetes; Microascales; Microascaceae.
AUGGCCGACGGGGCUGCUUCCGGCGGCAUUGACCGCAAGGCUGAAGAGCGCAUGGAGUUUACCACCUCGAAAGAGGUCACGGUCCACCCGACCUUCGAGGCCAUGUCGUUGAAGGGUAUAAAAUCUUCUUCGAGGCAUCUACGCAUAUGGCUACGAAACCCCUCUGCCGUCCAGUCGCGCGCAAUUGUCCAGAUCUGCAAGGGUCGCGAUACCAUCGCCCAGGCCCAAUCCGGUACUGGUAAGACGGCGACGUUCUCCAUCAGCAUGCUCCAAGUCAUAGAUACCGCCGUGCGCGAGACCCAGGCCCUCGUCCUCUCCCCAACCCGAGAGCUCGCGACCCAGAUCCAGUCCGUCGUCAUGGCACUUGGCGACUACAUGAAUGUACAGUGCCAUGCGUGCAUUGGUGGCACAAACGUUGGAGAGGAUAUCCGAAAGCUAGACUAUGGUCAGCACAUCGUGUCGGGAACCCCCGGUCGCGUGGCUGAUAUGAUUCGUCGCCGCAACCUCCGUACGAGACAUAUCAAGAUGCUCGUUCUUGAUGAGGCCGACGAGCUCCUCAACCGCGGAUUCCGUGAGCAAAUCUAUGACGUGUACCGCCACCUUCCUCCCGCCACCCAGGUCGUCGUCGUCAGCGCAACUCUCCCUUACGAUGUGCUCGACAUGACCACCAAGUUCAUGACGGACCCCGUUCGCAUUCUCGUCAAGCGUGACGAGUUGACGCUUGAGGGCCUAAAGCAGUACUUCAUUGCCGUCGAGAAGGAGGACUGGAAGUUUGACACGCUGUGCGAUCUUUACGAUACCCUCACCAUCACGCAAGCUGUCAUCUUCUGCAACACAAGGCGCAAGGUUGACUGGCUAACGGACAAGAUGCGAGAGGCCAACUUCACCGUGAGCAGCAUGCACGGCGAGAUGCCUCAAAAGGAGCGAGACAGCAUCAUGAACGACUUCAGGCGUGGUGAUAGCCGUGUACUGAUCUCGACCGACGUCUGGGCGCGUGGUAUCGAUGUGCAGCAGGUCAGCUUGGUCAUCAACUACGACCUUCCCAGCAACCGUGAGAACUACAUCCAUCGCAUUGGUCGAAGUGGUCGCUUUGGCCGCAAGGGUGUCGCCAUCAACUUUGUCACCACGGAGGACGUGCGAAUUCUUCGCGAUAUCGAAUUGUACUACUCGACCCAAAUCGACGAAAUGCCUAUGAACGUCGCAGACCUUAUCUCGUAG